UUUUAAUUACUUUUCCAUUAUUUAGAAGUUCAUACUUGACCCUUUCUUUUUAUCCAGAUAAUAUACUAGGUGUACUCAUAACACAGAGAGGUUCGUUGUGAUACAUCUUCUCAAAACAAGCCUAGUGAGUUCAUACUCAUAACAUUGAUGGUAUGAGUUCUGUGAUGCUUGCUCCUAGGAUUUAGGGUUACAACCCCAUCAGGUGUGGCAUAUGCAUAUUCCUUCUUUAGCAUUUAAGAAGAAAAUAUAUAGAAAUAUUUCAUUUUCAUUCCUGUAUUGAAGUGUUUGGAAGGAAAUACACUCCGUCUCUUCCAAUUGUUUUCCAUCGUCUUCCAGAUGUUCAGUCAGGAGUAUGGGAAGAUUAUCCUUGGAUCUCUGGAGAAUCUUAAAUGUUGCUCUUUUUCCUGCAUUAGAUCCAUAUUGUGAAUCACAUAUCAAAAAAGUAUAACGAAAUCUUAGAAGGAAAUAAAAGAAUAUAGAAGUGACAAAACAGAUUAGAGAAGUUAUGUUUGUAGAAAGAAUUACUAGUUAAUAAUGUCACAUUUUUAAUAUGGAUAAAAUGUUUCUAUCAUGAGCAAGAGCUUGAGUUGGAAUAUAUGAUUUGACACAUUUUCUAGUUAGAAUCAAUGCAAUGCAUGCACUGUAUUUGGGGCAUGGAAUUUUCUUUUCUGUGCUCCCUGGAUUUUCAUCCAGGGUAAUCUGGCAAACUAAACUUGGUAGUUCAAUGUUUAACCUGAAUUUAAAGAACACCUUUGCCUACAACAAACAAUAUUCUGAAUAUAAUGGUUACCACUUAUUUUGUGGUUAAUCCCACAAAUGUCUCGCAGUCUCCCAUCUAUAUAUAGAUAGAGCAAAUAUAAAGCCCCAAAUACCCUAAAAGCCAGAGAUCCUGUCUGGUUUGGAAGCUAAGCUGGAUCAGUCCUAGUGAAUACUUGGAUAGGAGACUACCAAGAAAUAUAGAUGUAGGCUAUAUUUCAGAGGAAGAAAGGGGCAAAUCCAUCUCUGAAUAUUGUACAGCUAAGAAAAUCCUGUGAAAUGUAUGGGGUCACCAUAGGUUGACAGGUAACCUGAAGGCAUACACAGAGACCUCGUUGACCAUCCAGUCCAACCCCCUGCCAAGAAGCAGGAAAAUUGCAUUCAAAGCACCCCAGACAGAUGGCCAUCCCAUCUCUGUUUAAAAGCUCCUAAAGAAGGAGCCUCCACCACACACACACACACACACACACAUGUUCUAUAAAACAAGAUUUAGUACCAUCCAGAUUGUCACUUGCAGUCUAAGGUGGUUGUCUUGACACAGUACACUUCAAGUGGCAGUAAAGAAAUCUAGUAAACUAUUCGAAUUUGAAUCUUUUCAUUGGAAAGCUUUUAUUCUGAACCAAGUCGCUGGGACUUUUAAACGUCACAUUAUGAAUGUUAAUCAUUCCCCUAAUGUGGUAUAUAAACUGGAAACCAGAUCAAGUCACAUGUUCCUGAUUACAAGGUGAUAGUCUCAUCAGUUUAAUUGCAGUGCAAAUACUUCACCAGUGUUUUCAGAGUCCAUCUCUUUCCUCUCUCCCAUUAAAAGCCUUUAAGUGUAAGCACAUGGAAAUUUGUAAUAAUUGCUUUUCAGCAUUGUUUCCAUUUGCUGCUAGGGCUAAGCAUGCUUUAUCUGAUUGUGAGGUAGAUGGAAACUUCAGUCUGAAGUCCCCUUACUGAAGGCUUCAGAAAUGUUAUUUUUUCGUGAUGAAGAUGAAGUCCCAGAAAUCGUGGAUUGAGGGAGUCUUCAAUAAAAGAGAGUGUGCAAGAAUUGUACCAAGUUCCAAAGAUCCUCACAGGUGUCCUGCAGGGUGUCAAGUAUGUCAGAACUUAAUCCGAUGUUGUUGUGGCCGGCUAAUUGGUGACCAUUCAGGAAUAGAUUAUAGUUGGCCUCUGUUUCAGUCUGAGAAGGGAAAAGAGAAUGAAAAAUGGUCUGUCCAAAAGGAUACAAAGACGAGCCCAACGGAUGCAUUUGGCACUAUCAAUUUUCAAGAUGGUGAUCAUACUUACCAUUCCAAGUACAUCAGAGCUUCCUGUGAUACAAAAUUGGACCAGUUAUUGCAGCUCAUGGUAAAAGAAUGGCAGAUGGAAUUGCCAAAACUGGUCAUUUCUGUUCACGGUGGCAUCCAGAACUUCAAACUUCCUGCUAAACUUAAGCAACUUUUUAGCAAAGGUUUAGUCAAAGCUGCUGAGACUACAGGAGCAUGGAUCCUGACAGAAGGCAUCAAUGCUGGUGUGUCCAAGCAUGUGGGAGAUGCAUUGAAAAUCCAUGCUUCUCAGUAUUUAAGUAAGAUCUGCACAGUUGGAAUCCCCCCUUGGGGUAUAAUUGAGAACCAAAGAGAUCUCAUUGGAAAAGAUGUAGUCUGCCUGUAUCAGACGCUGGGCAACCCUCUAAGCAAGCUGAGUACCCUCAACAGCAUGCAUUCCCAUUUUAUACUGGUUGAUGAUGGCACAGUGGGCAAGUAUGGCAAUGAGAUGAAACUGAGGAGAAAUCUGGAAAAGUACCUGUCUCUUCAGAAAAUACACACUAGAAUGGGACAAGGAGUGCCUUUGGUUGGGCUGGUAGUUGAAGGUGGUCCAAACGAGAUCUUGACAGUGUGGGAAUAUGUGAGGGACAAACCUGCCAUCCCUGUAGUAGUAUAUGAGGGAACUGGAAGAGCAGCUGACCUCCUUGCUUUUACCCACAAACACACAGCAGAUGUGACGAAUCUGAGCCCCCAACUUAAAGAACAGAUCUUAUUGAUGAUUCAGAAUAUGUUCAGUUUUAAUCAGAAACAAUCUCAUCAUCUGUUUAAAAUUUUAAUGGAGUGUAUGGAAUACAGGGAUUCUAUAACAAUAUUUGAUGCAGAGUCAGAGGAACAUCAAGACAUUGAUCUGGCCAUCCUGAUUGCACUCUUAAAAGGGACAAAUAUGUCAGCCCCAGAUCAACUAAAUCUGGCACUGGCCUGGAACAGACUGGACAUUGCUAAGAAGCAUAUAUUGGUUUAUGGACAGCACUGGAAGGUUGGUUCCUUAGAGCAAGCCAUGCUAGAUGCUUUGGUAAUGGAUCGUGUAGAAUUUGUGAAGCUGCUAAUAGAAUAUGGUGUGAACCCCCAUCGUUUUCUUACCAUAGGCCGACUAGAGGAACUGUACAAUACAAAACAAGGACCAACAAAUCUUCUUCUGCGUCACCUUGUUUGUGAUGUAAAACAGAGUACACUUCCAGUGGACUACAAAAUAUCACUGAUAGACAUCGGGCUGGUAAUAGAAUAUUUGAUUGGUGGAGCCUAUCAGAGCAGCUAUACAAGAAAACAUUUCAGAGUCCUGUACAACAGCCUAUACAGGAAACACAAGAGAGCUGUCACCAGUUUGGCCCAGAAUUUCUCCCUCCACCAGCUUAAUCAGAUGGGGAGUCGAGCUGGAUCUGCUGAAAACACCUUGCAUUCCCAGUUCUUCAGAACAGCACAGCCAUACAAAUAUAAAGAAAAAUCAGCUGUUCUUCAGAAGACCCGGAAGAAGCUAAAAGAUGAAUUUACUGUCUCUGAUGACCAAGAGUCUGUUGGCUUUAUUUACCCAUAUAAUGACCUCUUGGUUUGGGCAGUAUUGAUGAAAAGGCAGAAGAUGGCUAUGUUCUUCUGGCAACAUGGAAAGGAAGCUAUGGUUAAAGCAGUGGUAGCUUGCAAACUGUACAGAGCCAUGGCCCAUGAAGCAAAGGAAAGCAAUAUGGAAGAUGAUACAUCAGAAGAGCUGAAGAAGUAUUCAAAUGAAUUUGGACAGCUGGCUCUGGAUGUGCUGGAUAAUGCAUUCAAACAAAAUGAGCAGAUGGCCAUGAAGCUGCUGACUUAUGAGCUGAAGAACUGGAGUAACUCAACAUGCCUGAAACUGGCUGUGUCAGUGGGUUUGCGACCCUUUGUGUCUCACACAUGCACACAGAUGCUGUUGAGUGAUAUGUGGAUGGGUCGCUUGAAAAUGAGGAAGAACUCUUGGUUUAAGGUGAUUCUAAGUAUUCUUCUGCCUCCUACUAUCUUGAUGCUGGAGUUCAAAACCAAGGCUGAAAUGUCCCAUGUGCCUCAGUCACAGGACUUCCACCAGUUCACAUGGUAUCAUGGAGAUCCCAGCACAAGCACUGUUAAAGAAGACUUCUCACAGAACAAUUAUGAUUUAGAGAAAGGAACUGAGAAGCAAGAUGAAAGACAGACAUCCUCCACCAACAACGAGCAGGGAACCCUUCCUUGGACCAGGAAAGUCUAUGAAUUCUACAGUGCUCCGAUUGUCAAGUUCUGGUUUCAUACGAUGGCCUAUUUAGCAUUUCUCAUGCUAUUCACUUACAUUGUCUUGGUGGAGAUGAAACCAACACCCAUUGUGCCAGAGUGGCUUGUGAUCAUCUACAUUUUCACCACCUCCAUUGAGAAAGUCAGAGAGAUAUUUAUUUCAGAGCCAGGGAAGUUCAGCCAAAAGGUGAAAGUGUGGAUUUAUGAGUACUGGAAUUUUACAGAUUCUGUUGCUAUCAUCUUGUUCAUGAUUGGUUUUGGCUUGCGCUGGGCUGAUCUCCCCCUUCAAACGGUGGGAAGGUUAAUAUACUGCCUCGAUAUAAUAUUCUGGUAUACCAGGCUCCUUGAUUUCUUUGCUGUGAAUCAGCAUGCAGGCCCAUAUCUGACCAUGGUUGGGAAGAUGACAGCAAAUAUGUUUUAUAUUGUGAUUAUGAUGGCCAUAGUAUUGCUGAGUUUUGGAGUUUCUAGAAAAGCAAUACUUUCACCACAUGAACAACCAUCGUGGACUCUUGCACGUGACAUCGUAUUCCAACCUUAUUGGAUGAUGUUUGGGGAAGUAUAUGCAGCAGAAAUAGAUUCUUGUGAAUCAAACCCAGACUGUCCUCCAGGUUCCUUUCUUACACCUUUUCUUCAAGCUGUCUACCUCUUUGUACAGUAUAUCAUCAUGGUCAAUCUGCUGAUUGCUUUCUUCAAUAAUGUUUAUUUUGACAUGAAGUCCAUAUCGGACAAACUCUGGAAAUACAACCGUUACCGCUAUAUCAUGAUGUAUCAUGAAAAACCAUGGCUGCCACCCCCUUUCAUCAUUCUCAACCACAUUGGCAUCCUCAUAAAUUGUCUCUGCCAUCACCACCAUCGGUUGCCAAGUGAACUGGAUCAAGAAGAGGGUCAUGUUGAACUGAAGCUGUACCUGAGUGAUGAGGAGUUAAAGAAACUUCAUGACUUUGAAGAACAAUGUGUGGAAAUGUACCUUCAUGAGAAGAAUGAAAGCUUUCACUCCAGUGACAGUGAAAGGAUCCGAGUUACAGCUGAAAGAGUUGAAGACAUGUUUUCACAGUUGAAGGAGGUGCAUGAGAAAGUGGUUUUCAUCAAAGAUGCUUUGCUUGGCCUGGACAGCCAACUAGGACACUUACAAGACCUCUCGGUUUUAACUGUUGAUACCUUGAAAGUCAUUUCAGCUGUGGACACUUUGCAAGUAGAAGAGGCCCUCCUUGUGGAUAAAAAGCGUGUCACCUACACAAAGCUUCCCCAUAGUUGGAGCAAUGCUAUGCAUUCAGAGGUUUUGAGAAGCAUGGACAAUGUGAGUGACAAGAAGUACAAUUACUAUAGCAUGCCACCUUCUCUGCAAAAAAACUUGGUAAGGAGUCACCAUCGUGUUCUGGGUGCCAUAGAUUACAGUGAGGUCAAAUCAAUUGACAAACGUGAUGAACAAGAGACUAAAAGUGAUACCCACAUCUCUGAGGUUCCUUCAGAGAGUAAAUCCACAUUUAGAUUUGGACAGUUUCUUCUGGUUCCCUCUAGUCAACAAGAGACCUCUGAAGAUGCUGGCUUAAGUUUGGUCCUUUCAGGUUCUCUGAAUGAACUCCAGGACGGUGGACUGAAAGCUAAGUCCUCAAACCAGUGUGACCAACCAAAUGUACACAUUGUUGAUGUUGAGGUGGAAAGAAAGAUCACUCAAUGUCAGGAACUGGAACUUUUGCCAACCAAGAUAGUUGAUGAGAACCCCACUGAAAACUGUAUGGCUGUAGAAACGUCUGGCAGCACCCAUGAAAUCUCUCAACCUUUUCAAAAUGAUCAGGAAGAGCCUGAAGGAGGUUAUGUGAAUUGGGGGUUCUCGGAAGAUGAAGAUAAAUGCUUUUUUAACAAGUCAAAACAGCAGUCAUGCAUCUCUCCCACCAACUCCAGUUCUGCUCCUCAUCAUGUGCAGAUAAAAGAAUCCAGUUCUGACAAGUCAGGAUACAGUAGUGACAGCUCCCAGUCUCACCUCCCACUCCACCACAGCAGCACAUCACUCUGGAUCAAUCCACUUAGGAAAAACUAUUUUUUCAACAAAGCCUUUCGCUCCCAGAAUGCAGAGAAAAUGGAGGACGCCUACAAAAUAAAAGAGCUAUCAAAGUCUACUGAGUUACGUCGAACAGUGUGGGCAAAAACAAAACCUGGAUACAAAGGAAGGAAGUCUUUAAAAAAGAAACAAAAAACUCUUCAGGUGCCAGUGAUCACAGUAGACAGUUGUCCACAGAGUACCCAAAUCAGUUCAGAGCCACUGGAGAUCCAAACGUUAGGAAAUAAGCGGGAACACAGAACCAACUGGCCAGCUGUGUCUCACUUCAGUCAGCUAAGUUUGGAUCAUAUCAGUAGUAUUCAUGAGGAAGUGAAAAAUCAAGAAACAGUGAGACACACAGUACAGAUUUGUGACUACUUGAGACAGUCGCAAGAGGAUUUAAAUAACAGCAUGACUUGGACCAGGAAAAACAGGAUGAAUAAUUUGAGUAGAAGCCAUUCGUUGAAAAGUUCAGAUGGAAUGGACACAAUCUCAUUGUCCUUAAAACCCCUUCAAGAUCUGCACCAUCAUUACUCAGCGGUGGAAAGAAACAAUUUAAUGAGACUGGCACAAACAAUACCUUUUACACCCGUGCAGCUUUUUUCUGGAGAAGAAGUGUCAGUCUAUCGAUUAGAAGAAAGUUCACCUUUGAACCUUGAUAAGAGCAUGUCUUCCUGGUCACAGCGUGGCAUGGCUGCGAUGAUCCAGGUUUUGUCUCGGGAGGAGAUGGACGGAGGCCUGCGGAAGGCUAUGAAGGUGAUGUGCACCUGGUCUGAGAAUGCUGUGCUCAAGCAAGGCCAGGUCUUCAUUGUAAAGUCUUUUCUUCCUGAGGUAGUUCAGGCUUGGCAAAAGGUCUUCCAUGAAGGCACGGUGCUCCAUCUCUGCCUCAGGGAAAUACAACAGCAAAGGGCAGCUCAGAAGUUGAUCUACACUUUCAAUCAAGUGAAGCCACAUUCCAUUCCAUAUAUUCCAAGGUUUCUGGAGGUCUUCUUAAUUUAUUGUCAUUCAGCCAAUCAGUGGCUCACGAUAGAAAAGUACAUGACGGGAGAGUUUCGCAAGUAUAAUAAUAACAAUGGUGAUGAAAUCACACCAAGCAAUCUGCUGGAAGAAAUUAUGUUGGCUUUUUCUCACUGGACUUAUGAAUAUACGCGGGGAGAGCUCCUGGUACUGGACUUGCAAGGUGUUGGAGAGAACCUUACAGACCCAUCUGUCAUUAAGCCUGAAGACAAGCAAUCUAGAGGGAUGGCUUUUGGACCAGCAAACCUUGGAGAGAACGCAAUCAAAAACUUUAUUUCAAAGCACUGCUGUAACUCUUGUUGCAGGAAACUGAGGCUUCCUGAUCUGAAAAGAAAUGACUACACACCUGGGAGGCUCAAUCCUGCCUUUGAAGCUGAAACCGAGGCAAUGGCAGCAGCAGGAGAUGAGACUGUUAACAAUUGCAGAGAUGAACCUGUGGAAUUUUGUACCCGAUUGUAAUGCAAGGGGUUAGCAGGCCGGUUCUAGCUUUCUGAGAGCCUGAAUCAUACCUUAUAUUCAAUCUAUGUGAGGGAAGAAACUUGAGGUACCCAAAUACUUCCACCAGCCAUUGAUUUGUAGAUAAAGAAUAUGUAUAUGAGUGUGUGAACAAACCUCCAG
Molecule: messenger RNA, 7938 nt
Organism: Anolis sagrei ordinatus
Lineage: Eukaryota; Metazoa; Chordata; Lepidosauria; Squamata; Anolidae
Gene: TRPM6
Product: transient receptor potential cation channel subfamily M member 6
Biological process (GO): monoatomic cation transmembrane transport; protein tetramerization; protein phosphorylation
Cellular component (GO): plasma membrane; apical plasma membrane
Molecular function (GO): monoatomic cation channel activity; ATP binding; protein serine/threonine kinase activity
Source: RefSeq, a predicted model, not a curated record